CGUGUAUCGUUGCUGGCUUGAUCUCGUCUGUUAAGCAACUUUAGCUUUAGCAACAACAUCUAUUUGUUUGGUGGCAAAUUGACCGAAAUUGUGUAAUAAAUGGGAAGAUAUAAAUGUGCCUACAAGUGUGACAACUCGAGUGAUUCAGAUGUUAAGUUUUUUAAGUUCCCCCUUUACAAUCCCCGAAAACUCAAGAAAUGGCUUGUCAACAUGAAGUGGAAGGACUGGACUCCAACUCGCUUCUCUGUGCUGUGCAUCAAUCAUUUUGAAGAGCAAUACAUCGACAGAACGGGCAAAAGUGUGACACUCCGAGAAGAUGCAGUUCCCACCCUGUUUUCAGCGACUGACAACACACAGAAAAAGAGGGCUCCCGUCAACUCAAGACGUAAACGACACAAGCCACCUGGAGCCAAAGCCUCAGAGACAGAUUCAGCUCCGUCUGCCACAACCGCUCCCACCACAGCAAAGCAGAGCGUCCAGAACAAAGAGUCCAACCAAACAGAGGAGGAGCCACCUGGAAACCCCAAAAAGUCAGACAAAUGGAGGAUCAUUGUCGAUGAGGGGUUGAUGACCAUCGAGUCGUUUCCACAUUUCUUUCAUGGUGAUUACUGUGUACCACAGAAUAUCCAGUGGGCUCCAGAUGAUAAUGUCACUACAGAGAAAAAAGACCCUGAAAAUGUGAUCGAGGUGACGGAGCCGUGGCAGUGGUUGGGUCUGGAUGUCAGAGGACCACUUCCCCAAACACUGAAUGGACACAAGUACAUUUUGACGGUGACAGACUAUUACUCCAAAUGGGUGGAAGCUGUACCGAUGCAGUCGUGCCUCCCUUCACAUGUGGCGAAGAACGUCGUGGACGUCAUCGCCCACUUUGGAUACCCGCUCAGGAUCCUGUCCAGACUGCCUCACGACAUAGUCCACAAGAUCAACCGAGAACUGAAAGAUCAGCUGAAGGUUACCGUGGCUCUCGUGGUCCAUCAUCAGCAGACCGGCACUGCAGAUCUGAUCACACCACAGCUGAUUAACAGGAUGGUCAGUGAUCUAAUAGAGGAGCAUGCAGCUGACUGGGACGUUUACCUUCCUGCCAAGGUCGUCAGUCUGUGCUUCAAAGAGCAUUCAGCCACCAAGGAGAGGCCUUUCUCAGUGCUCUGCUGUAGAGGACUAAAGCCUGUCCAAUCCCCCAGAGGACUGAAUCACGCUUAUUCCAAGAUCCGAGAGAGUGUUUUCAAGGUUAGAUAGAAGUUCCUGCGGUCACUUUACUUGGGAGCCAAACUGGACUCGGUGUCCUUAGAAAACCAGGAAAGAGGAAUAUUUUUCAGUCAAGGAAGAACUCUGAAUCCCUAAAGAAUGCCAGUGCUGGAAUGAACAGUGGAAACCUCGAUGGUUUGACCAGGAGUCUGUCGACUGAAAAGGAACUGCAGAUGGAACCUCUACAGCUUCCUUCACUCCUCCAAGGACUCGCUGAAAUGUUCCACCGGUUUGGUCCAUAACAAGUUCUGGGGUUUUGUCUUUUUUAGUCUCUUAAGUCAGCGGAAGGUCAUUUUCAGUCUUCACGUAAUCAUAUUGAUGAAUGUAGCAUUUUAUUUCAGUUGUUGAUGUUGGCAGGAUAAACUAAAUACAGGUCUUUAGCAAGAACAAAAGCUGAUAAAACAUUGUCAUGUUUUAUUUUUGGAUACAUUUUUUAUAUAUAUAUAUAUAUAUAUUUGCCACUUCUUAUGUGUAAAUUACUCCAAACAGUUCAAACAUCUGCCCUGGCAAAGUUAAAGCAGCUGUGCCUGAUCGGUUAUUGCAGUUUGUUUAUAAAAUGUAAAACAUGUUAAUAAACUUUCUUUAAAUAAAAA
Molecule: messenger RNA, 1838 nt
Organism: Acanthochromis polyacanthus (spiny chromis)
Lineage: Eukaryota; Metazoa; Chordata; Actinopteri; Pomacentridae
Exons: 12
Coding region: 100-1236 (378 amino acids)
Biological process (GO): DNA integration
Molecular function (GO): sequence-specific DNA binding
Source: RefSeq, a predicted model, not a curated record